This is a messenger RNA of Quercus lobata, 1128 nucleotides long. RefSeq lists its product as uncharacterized. Bases 1 to 1128 code for a protein of 375 amino acids. The transcript is spliced from 2 exons. Lineage: Eukaryota; Viridiplantae; Streptophyta; Magnoliopsida; Fagales; Fagaceae. The record is from RefSeq and is a predicted model, not a curated record.
AUGGCAACCACUAACGACAUUCAAGAAAAAGAACCACCCACAACCGCCCUCGAGAAGCAAGUCAAGACUUUCGCCGCGGCCGUGGAAUGUCUCACUCGACAAAACCGCGACCUGGAAGAGCAACUACUCCAGAAGAACGCUGCACCAGACAACCAAGGAGCUGAUCAAGAAGGAACCAGCGCCGACAGAAGAAACCGGGAGGGACCCCAGGCCAGCAACGCCCCGAGCAAACCGAAGCAACAAAACAUGAGCCUCCCUUCCCUCACAAAGGCAGCUCCGCCACCUAUUAUUGCAGAGAUGCAGGCCAUGAAGGAACAAAUGGAGCGAGAGGAUGAAACUUUAAGAGCCUACAUAUCCCACUUCAACAAGGAGGCACUCUCGAUCGAUGAAGCCGUCGAUAAGAUACUCGUUGCGGCAUUCAUAAAUGGCUUGAAGAAGGGAAAGUUUUUGUUCUCCCUAUACAAAAAUGAUCCAAAAACGAUGUCGGAAGUACUUUAUCGUGCCACCAAGUAUAUGAACGCUGAAGACGCACUGUUAGCCCGAGAAGAGAGGCCCAGGAAAAGAGAAAGGCAGGAAGACACUAGGCAGGACCAAGGCCGAAAAAAUGCAAGAACAGGAGACCGAAGGGACGAGAGGCGCCCUAAGCCCCUGGGAGGAAGAUUCACGAGCUUCACUCCAUUGACAGCCCCGAUAGAUCAAGUCCUUAUGCAAAUCAAGGACGAGGAGGCCCUGACGUUCCCGGGAAAGUUGAAGAGUGAUCCUAACAAACGUUCUAGGGAUAAGUAUUGUCGUUUCCACCGCGACCACGGUCACGAUACAGCUGAUUACUAUGACCUCAAGCAGCAGAUUGAGGCCCUUAUCAGACAAGGAAAAUUGCAGAAAUUAGUUAGCAAGGAGAAAACGGAUUCACCCGCACAAGAACAACACCCCCGACAAGAUAAUGAGCGACCGAGGCCCCCAAUAGGGGACAUAAGGAUGAUCGUAGGAGGAACGGCGGUCGCUGGGUCGUCCAAGAAGGCCCGCAAGACCUACCUUCGGAUGGUACAAAAUGUUCAACUGACGGGAGUCGUGCCGAAGAUAGCACGAAGAGAAGGCCCUAUAAUUGGGUUCUCUGAGGAAGACACAUGA